This is a messenger RNA of Ectocarpus sp. CCAP 1310/34, 415 nucleotides long. The record is from the annotation of a GenBank genome assembly. Lineage: Eukaryota; Phaeophyceae; Ectocarpales; Ectocarpaceae.
CCGCGGUUGUGGUCAUCGGGAGGUGAUGAACAAGCUGCUCGAGCUGAAGCCUGACGCCGUUGGCGGGAUGCCGGCGAACGCGAAACCGGAGGAGGCGCUGGCUUUCAAGGUCAAACUCAACUCCUGGUACCAACGGUUCCGCAAGCGGAAUGGGCUCAGCAUUCGCCGGCGUACCAACGUGGGCCAGAAACUGCCGAAGGGGUACGAGGGUAUGGCGUGGGCGACGGUGAUGAAGCUGCGCGAGGCUCUCGUAAAGCGCGCCGGUGAGAUCUGCGCUCGGCGCCACCCGCCGGCACCUGACGAGAGCCCUAUCCAAGGAGAGGAUCUGACUUCCGAGCAGCUGGCGUCUGUGGAGGCGGAGGUUUUCGAGGAACUCGGCAACAUGGACCAGACGCCAGUCCAGGACGAUAUGUAG